AGAACGCGCAAAUUUCAGAGGUGGACGCGGAGGCCGUGGCGAUCGCGGAGGACGUGGAGGCGGAGAUCGCGGUGGACGAGGCGGUGGCAAUGCUCCGGCAGGCGAUCGCAAGAAGGAAAAUAUUCUUGAUCUCUCCAAGUAUAUGGACAAGGACAUCAAUGUGAAGUUCAACGGCGGCAGAGAAGUAACGGGGACUUUGAAGGGAUAUGAUCAGCUCAUGAAUCUGGUUCUGGACAAUGUCAAGGAAAUGACAAGAGAUGAGGAGGGCAACACAAGUUCUCGCUCUCUUGGUCUCCUGGUGGUCCGCGGCACAUUACUGGUAUUGAUCUCGCCACUGGAUGGAAGCGAGGAGAUUGCGAAUCCAUUCGUGGUCCAGGAUGACGACGACGAAUAAAGAACGGUAUUCUGGAAACUCAAUCGCAACGGACGGUUGAAGUCUUGGGCCAAAUCAUGUCCAGCCUGGUCGAGACGAAGGCGGCAGGCACGAGCAGGGUCGAACAGGAGACCGCACGGACGUCACGGGUACCACGCCAUUGAUUCGAAUCAAGGUCGUUGGCAACGAAGUCAAGGCAUGAGCUGGCGAUGCUUGCUCCUAUCUGGUCCAACAAAAUGACGCCAGUACGCAAGAAUCCUGGCAGGUUUAUACCGUAUGAUAGAUUCUUGAGCUCACAAAAAAGAUUUCUUGAGCCUGCUCCGGAAUUAUU
This is a messenger RNA of Zymoseptoria tritici IPO323, 704 nucleotides long. RefSeq lists its product as uncharacterized. Bases 143 to 394 code for a protein of 83 amino acids. NCBI's taxonomy places the organism in Eukaryota, Fungi, Ascomycota, Dothideomycetes, Mycosphaerellales, Mycosphaerellaceae. Gene Ontology annotation, biological process: nuclear-transcribed mRNA catabolic process; mRNA splicing, via spliceosome. The transcript has 3 exons. Gene Ontology annotation, cellular component: U6 snRNP; U12-type spliceosomal complex; catalytic step 2 spliceosome. The record is from RefSeq and is a predicted model, not a curated record. Gene Ontology annotation, molecular function: RNA binding.